AUGGACAGCCUGGACUUUUCAGAAGAGGAAAUUCAAGAACAGCUGGCUGCCCUCGGCUACAAAAACAUACCAAAACACAGGCUCAUUGAAUUCAAACAAGAUCUCGAUAAACUGAUACAGGAUGGAGAGUUGAAAAGUCUGGCCACAGCGACACACACCAGAGCUAAACCAUCCACGUCAGAGCUAAGACAUCAUCUCCCUGCUUUUACCAAAGAAAAAGUCAGUCAGUGCUACAUUAAAAGCAACGGUGAGGGGUUUUUCUUGCAUCCUGGAAAAGGAGGCCACGACAGACAGCCGCUCGCCCCUAAUGAGAACAGAAGUUAUGGAUGGCAGCAGACUCUCCGGGACGCCUAUGCUUACCACUCGGUAGCACCCAGGCUGCAGCCCCCGCCGGAGGCCCCCAGCAGGCUGCAGGUGGAGGCAGAUACUGACGACAGCCUGCCUUCACUCCUGUCCAACAGCGCCACCUCCUCCCCAGACACGCAGCAGAGGCGCUUCGUCAAAAGAAAAGUCCUCAGGAAACAUAAAGGCCAGUCCCUUGUCUGUGAUGAAUCUUUCUACAGUGAAGACUCAGAUGUGGCGAGCCGCCUGGAGGAGCAGCUGGCCGACCUCCAGCUGUCCACCUCAGCGCGGCGGCGCUUCCAGGAGGAGGACGACGCCGACGCCAGCACGGAGAGCGACACCCCCAGCUCCCAGACCGACGGCAUCUCUCUGAGCGCCUUCGAAUCCUACAUCAGAGGCAUGACGGGGACUCGGAGUGACGGGGACGUCAGGCAGAAGCCCAAAUCCUUUAUUCGACCAGUGAUGAGUCAACAGACCCUGAAGAAGACGGAUCCAGUGGCAAAGUAUUUCCAGUACAAGCAGCUUUGGGACAUGUUCAAACUUCCAGGAGAGGCAGACAGGAAAGCCCUGCGCUGGGAGAUAAAGGAGCGACUGGCCUACCAGCCCCCACCUCCCAAACCUCGGCGGGUGUACGUGCCCAACACCUACGUGGUGCCAACGGAGAAGAAGCGCUCGGCGCUGCGCUGGGAGGUCAGGAACGACCUGGCCAGCGGCCUCCCCCCACACAGAUUCACAUAUCGCUUUUAG
Menidia menidia (Atlantic silverside) is the source of this 1089-nucleotide messenger RNA. The record is from the annotation of a GenBank genome assembly. Lineage: Eukaryota; Metazoa; Chordata; Actinopteri; Atheriniformes; Atherinopsidae.